CAAAACAAAAUCAAAAUCACAUGCCUUUUCAGCUAAACACGACACAGUUCAUCAGCCCCCUUUCAAGAUCUCACAAAAUCUCAAAUCCCCCACCAUUUUUCUCCUCCUACAUGGAUUAAAAUAAAACAAAAAACGAAGCAUCCUCGUUAGCUUCAUCUUCUUCACUCCUUUUGUCUUUUUCCCUCUGAAUCUUUGAUCCGCCAUGGCUGAGCUCUGACACCCAUCAUCGCAGCUGCCUCCCACUUUCCUCUUUCAAUCGAUUUAUAUAUAAAUCCAUCACUCCCACUCACUUCACUCACUUAAAAUCAAAUUCAAUUCCAUUUUCAUUUCUUGAUUUAGUAAUUCCUCUGUUCUUGAAGCUGCUUCAAUGGCGGCGGCGGCGGCGGCUCUGUCAUUUUCCCCUUUUCAUUUGGAUGAUGCUGCCUCGCCCAGAAUGCUGAAGGAUUUUCUUCAGGAAAGUAAUGGAAAUGGAGAAUCGAAAACGGCGUCGUUUGUUAAGAGGAUCUCGUUUCCGUCGCUGAAAUUGCGAAGGAUUCUUCCGAGAAGCCUUUCGCGGAGGCUGUCGGGGAUGAGAGAGAGAGAUGAGAGAGAAACCGGCGACGAUUUCGUUGUUAAAGUGAAGGACAUUAUUCGGUGGAGAUCGUUUAGGGAUUUGGUCGACGAGACGGCGGAAAUGGCGGUUUCGCCGCUUGAUUUCGCUGAUUCGCCGGGUCGUUAUACGGCCGCCGCUACUACUACGACGACCACGACGGCAACUAAUAGCAACAGUUCGAGUUGGUGCGAGAGCGAUUUCACGGCGGAGGAUUUGCCGUCGCCGUCGUGGAAAGGUUGCUCCGACGACGAUGAAGCGGGGAAAGUAUAUUUCUCUUGUGUCGGUGAAGAUUCGUCGGAAACGCCAGUAACAAACUCAGAAAACGACAAAAAGGUAAACUUAUUAUCUAUUGACAACAAAGUCGAACAAAGCGUAAAAGAGCGACUAUUUCAACAUAUCGAUGAAACAAUUUCAUUAUCACGAAGUUACAAGUUAAUGGAGCUGUUUCAACAAGAACGUCCGUAUUAUCGAGAAAGUGAAGACGAUGAAGAACGGGAUAGAAGUUACAAGUUAAUGGAGCUGUUUCAACAAGAACGUCCGUAUUAUCGAGAAAGUGAAGACGAUGAAGAUCGGGAUAGAAACAAUAGCAUGGGAAAAGUUAAAGAAGACGGGAAUGAGUUGUUUCGACGAGAAUUUUCGUACCAACAAGAAAGUGAAAGCGACGUAGAACGAGAUAAUAAUAAUAAUGGGACAAUUGGCAUGACGGGAGCUGAAGAAGAUGAAAAUGAAUUCUCGUGUUAUCAAGAAAGUGAACACGGUCGAGAACGAGAUAAAUCGAACCGAAAUGAUUUUGGAUGGAUUUUGUCACAAAAGGGAAAUGAAAAUGUUUGGAGAGAGAUGGAGAGAGAAGGGAAAUGGGGAGUGUUUGGUAACGAGGAGAGAGAAGAAUUGGGAUUAGAAAUUGAAGAGGGGAUUUUUGGAUGUCUGGUUGAUGAAAUUAUGCUUGAUAUUUUCCAAUUAUCACUAUAAUUAUUUUUUUAUUUUAUUUUA
Cucurbita maxima (winter squash) is the source of this 1582-nucleotide messenger RNA. Its product is annotated as myb-like protein X. The transcript has 2 exons. NCBI's taxonomy places the organism in Eukaryota, Viridiplantae, Streptophyta, Magnoliopsida, Cucurbitales, Cucurbitaceae. The record is from RefSeq and is a predicted model, not a curated record. Bases 368 to 1561 code for a protein of 397 amino acids.